AUGAUUGAUAAUAAGAAUAACAACUCCAGGGGAUCAUCCCAUGGAUUCAGCACUGGAAGUGCGGGAAAUUUAAAUAAAGUCAAUUCUUUUCUUAAAGUUUUUGUCUUUACUUUCGUAAUUUUGGCUAUCCAAUGUCUUAACGAAAGUUUUUCCGCUUCUGUGCAAAAGAGCUCAGGAAAUGGGCCCAAAGUGGCUAGCAGACUGUUACUAAGUAAUUUUGAUGACAGUUCUGUAAGCCUCGUCAUAGGCGGCGACGAUGAAGGUUCAAAUAGCAACAUAACAUCUGAAUAUUACUACCUCAUUGUGGAUGACAACGAAAACAAGGUAGAUGAAUUGGGAAGUGCUGAAAACCUCUCAGACAGUAACCAUGAUGGUGAUGUCCAAGUACCCCAAGAAGAAGAUGUGUCUGAAAAGGAAAAAAAAUUAUCCAGAGAGAAGACCUACGGAAGCAAUGUAACUGGAGAGACCACCAUGAACGAUUUUUUAUAUGAAGCUGAUUUCAUGAGGGAUUGCAGAAUGAACAAGAUAAAAGGAAAGCUUCACAAGAAAAUAUUUAGUUUCUUCAAGAAACACCACUACGUUGUUGCAGCUGUUAUGUCUAUAAUUUCUCUAUUGGCAGGCAAUACUGUAUUAGCAGUAGGUGUGAUAGUAAUAUAUAUAAUGUUAUUGGCACUUGGAUACGUACACAAAAAAUUAAAAUAA
Messenger RNA from Plasmodium coatneyi, 702 nucleotides. RefSeq lists its product as uncharacterized. The transcript is spliced from 3 exons. Lineage: Eukaryota; Apicomplexa; Aconoidasida; Haemosporida; Plasmodiidae. The coding region runs from base 1 to 702 and encodes 233 amino acids. The record is from RefSeq and is a predicted model, not a curated record.